AUGGCCACGACCUUCUCCAGCGCGGUCCUCGGCCAGCCCGAGAUUGCAUGGAUUGUGUUUGAGUUUCAGUUUGGCGUCUACGAAGACGUGCGUCCCGCCUUCCGCGCCUGCAAGGAGCUCAUCGCAUUUGACACUGUGCAUGCCGAUUACACGUGCGACGCAACGUUCCCCUCGGCGUUUGCGCCCGACGCCGUCUGGGACGGUCGCAUGCGAUUUUUUGCGUCCUCGUAUGCUCUCCGCACCGACGAGCGCGACGAUCGCUUGCCACUGCACUUGGCCGUCAAGGAAGGUUUUGUGCAGCUGACCCAGCGCAUGCUACGCUGCCGACCGGACCUCGCUUAUGAAGACGCCAUUCUUUUGGCCUUCUUUUAUGAUCGUCUUGAGAUUGUUGAGCUCCUCUUGAACGAACGUGCGACUGUGCCAGAGCUCCACCGACGCUUCGACACUGGUUCCACACCCGGCGACGCACGACGACGUAUCUCGUCUAUUAUGCGGGCUUUCUUGCCCGCUUUGCUGACCCGAGACGACUCAAAAGGCAUCGAGCUCCUCGAACGCUUUGGCCAGCAUCCUGACGCCUGUACACAGGAGACUCUCUGCAGCGCGAUCUCCAAGGCGACGCUUGACAACCUGACGCUCGCUUUGAAUUGCUUUCCGUGGUUGUACUACCCAGGUCUCUUGGACGCCAUCGCGGGCCGCGGCUUCUUGCCGCUCGUGCAAAUGCUCCACGAACGCGACUUCAAGUGCUCAGCGAGAGCCAUGGACACCGCCGCGUCCAACGGCCAUUUGGAGGUCGUUCGCUUUCUGCAUUUCAACCGGACCGAAGGCUGCACAACCGACGCGCUGGAUGGAGCCAUUCGCUAUGGGCACCUCGAUGUUGUUCGCUUCCUCAUUGCGCACCGCACGGAAGGCGCGUCGCCCAACAUCCUCAACUACGCUGCUGCCAACGGUCACCUCGAGAUCGUCCAGUACCUCCAUUCUUUUGGCACGUUUCACUGCACGGUCUACGCUGUCCACGAUGCGGUGUGUCGCGGGCACUUGGAGGUCGUCCAGUUCCUCUUGACCAACCGAAGCGAAGGCUGCAGUCGCGAUCGAGUCGUUUACUACGCUGUUAGAAGCGGGCAUCUGCGCACGGCCGAGUACCUCCUCUCCCUCGGGUACCCGUUUCCGACCGCCGAGAUCCUGUUUGAGAACGCCAUGAUGCGUCAGCCCGAGAUGGUGGACGUCCUGCAGCGUCUGGAUGCCCUCGGCGGCUACUGGGACGUCAAUGAAACGAUGUUGCGAGCCUGCGCAGCUAACAACGUACCGCUUGUCGCGUUUCUACAAGACCACUCGGAGAUGAGCUGUGACCCCGACGUUUUGCUCAUGAGCGCGGUCGAGAGCGCGGCGUUGGAUGUAGUGAUCUUUUUCUUGGACCAAGGCACGACGAAUACCUCGAUCGAUGCGCUCGAUGUAGCACUUUCCGUUGACAACGCUGAAGUUGACGAGCCCACGAUGCAGCAUUAAGGAACCGCACACACAACGCCUAGCAGCAGCUAGCUUUUACAUGACAUGCAUUGAG
Messenger RNA from Saprolegnia parasitica CBS 223.65, 1558 nucleotides. RefSeq lists its product as hypothetical. The transcript is spliced from 2 exons. Bases 1 to 1503 code for a protein of 500 amino acids. The record is from RefSeq and is a predicted model, not a curated record. NCBI's taxonomy places the organism in Eukaryota, Oomycota, Saprolegniomycetes, Saprolegniales, Saprolegniaceae. Gene Ontology annotation, molecular function: protein binding.